AUCCAUCUCCAUCUCCUCCGCGCUGCACGCGGGUCACGUCGCACGCGCACCUCACCUCUUCCGCGCGGCUCGCCUCGCCCCGCCACCUCCUCCUCCUCUCUCCCCUACUGUGCUCCGCUCCAUCACGAAUCUCCUACGCAUCGGGGAUGGCGCGGGUGGUGGCGGCGGCGGGGGCGGCUGCUGCUGCGGCGGCGGGCAGGCCGCUGGGUGGCAGCGGAUCUGUGGACCGUCCCGCGGCGGCGAGGCUGUCGUUCGCGCCGCGCGACGCCGCGAGGGAGAGGUGGGGCGGGGCAGCAGCGAGGGGGCGCCGCGAGUCCGCCGUAACGUCCGUGAUUAGCCGCGCCCCGCGCCUCGACGCCGAGGUGGUGCCGGUGUCGGCCGACGACGACGCGGACGUCAAGGAAGAAGAAAACUUCCAGCAACUCAAGGCUAUUCAGCAACUUGCAACAGCAACCAAUGGUGUAUGGUCUAAACCAAAUGUAAGGCGCAAGACAAAGAUUGUGUGCACCAUUGGUCCUUCGACUAACUCAAAGGAAAUGAUAUGGAAACUUGCUGAGGCUGGCAUGAAUGUUGCUCGGCUUAAUAUGUCACAUGGAGACCAUGCAUCACACCAGAAAGUUAUUGACUUAGUAAAGGAAUAUAAUGCUCAAACAAAGGAUAAUGUGAUUGCUAUUAUGCUUGACACAAAGGGACCAGAAGUUAGGAGUGGAGAUUUGCCCCAACCAAUAAUGUUGGAACCUGGUCAGGAUUUCACUUUCACAAUCAAGAGAGGAGUUGGGACUGAGACAUGCGUUAGCGUUAACUAUGACGACUUUGUUAAUGAUGUAGAAGUGGGCGACAUGCUCCUCGUAGAUGGUGGAAUGAUGUCAUUGUUGGUCAAGUCCAAAACUGAAGAUUCAGUAAAAUGUGAAGUUAUUGAUGGAGGUGAACUGAAAUCCAGGCGUCACCUGAAUGUUCGUGGAAAGAGCGCAACCUUGCCAUCAAUUACUGACAAGGAUUGGGAUGAUAUUAAAUUUGGCGUGGAUAAUCAGGUUGACUACUAUGCUGUUUCGUUUGUCAAAGAUGCUCAAGUUGUGCAUGAAUUGAAGGAUUAUCUCAGAAGCUCCAAUGCUGAUAUACAUGUAAUUGUAAAAAUUGAAAGUGCAGAUUCCAUUCCAAACCUACACUCAAUCAUCACAGCAUCUGAUGGGGCUAUGGUUGCCAGAGGUGACUUGGGAGCUGAACUCCCAAUUGAGGAGGUACCUCUGCUGCAGGAAGAAAUUAUUAGAACGUGCAGGAGCAUGGGAAAAGCUGUUAUUGUUGCCACUAAUAUGCUAGAAAGCAUGAUUGUUCAUCCAACUCCAACCCGAGCAGAAGUUUCAGACAUUGCUAUAGCUGUUCGUGAAGGUUCUGAUGCCAUUAUGCUUUCUGGGGAAACUGCACACGGAAAGUUUCCUUUGAAAGCUGUCAAGGUCAUGCAUACUGUUGCCCUGAGAACUGAAGCCACUAUUUCUGGUGGGGAAACACCGACUAACCUUGGUCAGGUGUUCAAGAAUCACAUGAGUGAAAUGUUUGCCUACCAUUCAACAAUGAUGUCCAACACUCUUGGAACAUCAAUUGUGGUUUUCACCAGGACAGGGUUUAUGGCUAUCCUACUUAGUCACUACCGCCCGUCUGGCACCAUUUUUGCCUUCACAGACCAAGAGAGAGUUAGACAACGAUUGGCUCUGUACCAAGGUGUAUGUCCAGUUCAGAUGGAAUUUUCUGAUGAUGCUGAGAAGACAUUUGGUGACGCUUUGUCAUACUUGCUGAAACAUGGCAUGGUGAAGGAAGGCGAGGAGGUUGCGCUUGUUCAAAGUGGCAGGCAGCCUAUCUGGCGGUCGCAGUCCACCCAUAACAUUCAGGUCAGGAAGGUUUGAUGUGAAGCCUGCGGUCAGAGACUUAAUAUCCAUGAAUGUAUUGAUGGGCUUCCGGAAAAACCGCAGGCCUGAUGAUAAUACCACGCUGGCAUUACUGGCAUCAUUUAGUUGUGAGCAUGGUGACCUGUUUGCAAGAUGUAAGAGAGCGAUUAUUGUGAUUCUAUUGUCAUUGCGGAAUUAUUCCUUUGCAUGUAAAAUGGUGUGAGCGACUCAUCCCAUUCUGGGUUCUGUAGUAUGGUAGUAUCGAAGGGUUCUUUGAUUUGUGUUUACUGCUAUCUGUUUCCUAAUCAAGGAUUGUAUCAACAGAAACAGUUUCAUUAUAUGAAUUGCUGUAAGACUUGA
Messenger RNA from Oryza brachyantha (malo sina), 2240 nucleotides. RefSeq names its product plastidial pyruvate kinase 2. The record is from RefSeq and is a predicted model, not a curated record. The coding region runs from base 147 to 1898 and encodes 583 amino acids. Lineage: Eukaryota; Viridiplantae; Streptophyta; Magnoliopsida; Poales; Poaceae. Gene Ontology annotation, biological process: glycolytic process. The transcript has 12 exons. Gene Ontology annotation, molecular function: magnesium ion binding; pyruvate kinase activity; potassium ion binding. Gene Ontology annotation, cellular component: chloroplast stroma; cytoplasm.